Alligator mississippiensis (American alligator) is the source of this 12133-nucleotide messenger RNA. RefSeq names its product doublecortin like kinase 3 (gene DCLK3). NCBI's taxonomy places the organism in Eukaryota, Metazoa, Chordata, Crocodylia, Alligatoridae. The record is from RefSeq and is a predicted model, not a curated record. Bases 11 to 2482 code for a protein of 823 amino acids. Gene Ontology annotation, molecular function: ATP binding; protein kinase activity. Gene Ontology annotation, biological process: protein phosphorylation; intracellular signal transduction. The transcript is spliced from 5 exons.
CCACCGGACCAUGCCCGCUGCCGCCGCCGCCGCGCCCCCUGCCCUGCCUCCCGGCGCGGGGCCGGCGCCCCCGUGCUGCCCCUACCUGCACCACCCGGGGCACCGAGGCCUGUUUGACCACACUUUACAUGGUAUAAGUUCCAGAGUAACCGAGAGGAAACUACAAGGAACUUGUCCACCCAUCGCUCAUGGAAAUUUUGGCAAACCAUUCUUGGGUGCCAACAGUUAUAGUUCUCCAUUUUUUAAUCCCCGUAAUGAUUUUCACACAAUCCAUUCAGAGAACAGCCCGGUGAAGCCCAGGAUUGUGACAGUCGUGAAACCAUGUGGACACACACUCAGGAAGAUCACAUUGCUUCUAAACAGGCGAUCGGUCCAAACUUUUGAGCAGCUGGUGGCUGACAUAUCGGAAGCUCUGGGAUUUCCACGUUGGAAGAAUGAUCGUGUGAGAAAACUUUAUAAUCUGAAAGGAAGAGAAGUAAGAAGUGUCUCUGAUUUCUUCAGAGACGGGGAUGCAUUUAUAGCUAUGGGAAGGGAACAGCUAACUUUGAAGAACCUGGGAGUGGUAAUACAAGAACUUUAUCCUGAUAGCCCAUAUGCUGUCAGCAUCAUUCAGCAAAACUGGGAACAAUCCCAAAAGCUUAAGAACAGGCUACUUGACAAGUCUUUUAAAGUGGAAAAAGGCUUUGAGACAGAGAUUGCCAAGAACUGCUGUGAUGCCAUACCUCCCCAAGCAGUUGCCAGACACGAAGGAAAAGCUCAAACUAAGACCAAGCAAGAGGAAAAGGUUAAGGCCAAAAAAAAGUGGUGCAGAAAAAGUUGGGGUGGAGACAAAGAUGUGAAGGCUUCUAAAAAAGCCAAAGAAGGAGAAAGGUACUUUAACCAAGAGAAAAGUCCUGAGAACAAAAUGGAAAAGAUUUCAGAUGAAAUAGUCAAAUGUGAGAAGUGUGAAAGAGAGAGACAGCUCAGGCAAAAACUACAAAUGGAAAGGCAGGCUGAUGUCUCUUUUGAGAGCAGAGACCUUAACAUGGGAACAUGUCAGAGAUAUAAUUUAGAAAGGAAUGUAAAAAUUAGGAAUUUCAGGAAGUCUUCAGAAAACUCUAUGGAAGAUGAUGAAGCUGGAUGGACAGAUAAUGGCUGUAGAAGAAGCUGGAAGCCUGUGAAUCAUAGGAACAUUAAUGAUGAGCUGGAAAAACAAAAGAGGGGUAUAGAGAAAGAAAGAGAUCUAGAAAGGCAUGAAAAUCAGGACAAAGAAUUAGUAAAAAUAAAGAAAAUCCCUGUAGAAGCUAUUCCGGUGACUCAAGAAGCAAAGAAGGAGAAUGGAAGUAGUUCUGCAAUUAGUCAAAGUGGUAAGGUAAUAAAGGACUGUCAGGGAGACUCAGAGAAACCAAUAAAAAUGCCUGGGAAGAACAAAGAUGUUUGGAAGCCAAAAGAGGAAGGUGCUGGCGUGGAAAACAUUAUAACACGUGAAGAGGGGGAACUGAAAAGAGCAGAAAAGGUGGGAGAACAUAGAGCCAACAAAGAAGAAAAAAAGCCACAAGAAUUUGAAAGCAGAGGUCUGAGACAUAUUGUCAAAGGGAGAGGUGAUGUGGAGAGCUACUAUGAAAUCCGCAGAACUAUUGGGGAUGGGAACUUUGCUGUUGUGAAGGAGUGUCGACAGUGCAACACAAACCAGAUUUAUGCCAUGAAAAUUGUUGACAAGUGCAAGCUGAAGGGGAAGGAGGAUAUGAUGGAAAGUGAAAUUUUGAUCAUUAAGAGCCUUUCUCAUCCCAAUAUCGUGAGCUUGAUUGAGGUGUAUGAAACCGAGGCUGAGAUCUAUCUAAUCCUGGAGUAUGUUCCAGGAGGGGACCUAUUUGAUGCAAUCAUAGAGAGCGUAAAGUUCACUGAGCAUGAUGCGGCCCUCAUGAUAACAGAUCUGUGCGAGGCGCUAGUUUACAUUCAUGCCAAGAACAUUGUUCACAGAGACCUCAAACCUGAAAAUCUUCUGGUUCAACAUAAUGCAGAUAAAUCCACUAGACUAAAACUAGCAGAUUUUGGCCUUGCAAAGCUGGUUACGAAACCCAUAUUUACUGUUUGUGGAACUCCAACAUAUGUUGCACCUGAAAUACUUGCUGAAAAGGGUUAUGGCCUGGAAGUAGACCUGUGGGCUACUGGAGUGAUACUCUACAUACUGCUAUGUGGCUUCCCCCCUUUCCGCAGCCAAGAGCGAGACCAAGAAGAGCUAUUUCAAAUCAUACAGCUGGGUCACUAUGAAUUCCUUUCACCGUACUGGGAUAAUAUUUCUGGUGCAGCCAAAGAUCUGAUAAGCAGGCUGCUGGUAGUGGAUCCCCAGAAACGCUACACAGCUCAGCAAGUUCUUCAGCAUCCCUGGAUCAGAACAGCUGGAAAAACCAACAGUAGGAACCUGCAGAGGGAAGUGACAAUUAAUAUUGAGCGCCAUUUUCGGAGCCAGCGCAGGAAGGAAGUUGCAAAUGAGGACACAUGAAGUUCCUUCAUGUCAAGCUAGUCAUCUCUUCUGUCUCUCUCCCUUUUUUUUUCUUUUCUAAAUGAGUUGGGCCCAGGGUUUGUUGUUGGGCAUUGUUGCUUUCCCUGUUUCUAAGAUUUUGAGAAUCUGGAAAAGUGCAGGAUGGUGAGGCCAAUCUCCACUAAUGUUACUGCGAGUUAACUUCAAGUGAGCAUUGGCUUGGUCACCCAGUGUGUCCUUUUUAAUGCUGAAUUGGGUCUAUAUUUAAGCAUAUGGUUCUUUUUUGUAGAUUAAGAUGUGUUUCUGCAGCUAAUAUUAGUGAUCAUUUGGGGGCAUUUUCUAUCCUUAUUUUGUAUGGCAGCUACCAGAAGCUUUGUGUUCCUGGAGCCUUGUUUAAUGAACAAGUGUACACCCCCUGCACUAACCCUCUGCACCAUACCUUUAUACAAAGUACUGUUAGCAAUGGGAAGUAUGAAAAAACAACAACUAAACAAAAGUAUCGUUUAGCUAAAGGACACGUUAGACAUGAUACCGAAUACUUUGAUUCAAUAUAAAUAGUGGUGAGCUAAUCCAGGUACGGAAAAACUUGAAGCCAUCUUUUUUCAGUUGUGUGUUGUAUUAACAUAAGGGUUGAUGCAAACCUAUGUGAAAACUUAAGUAUGGAGGAGGGAAUGAAGUCUUGCAGCCUUAUGUACAGAUUUAAAUAUUUUGCAGUACCUUUUGGGAAACAUCCUCUGUUAGUCAUUCUUGGAGACUGGGCAAAAGACCAGACCAUCAAUCUAUUAUGGCUACAAUAACUUAUUUGUUUCUAUGCUGAUUCAUUUUUAGGGCAAAGUACAAGGCAAGGUACAAGGCCUUGCUGUGUGUUGCUGAGGAGGAACAAACUCUGGGAACAAAUCUGGCAAUUUCUGAGGGAAUUUUGGCUUCUUUUUAUUGAGGAGUAUAUCAGUCUUUUCAAGAUUAAAUUUCACAAAUUCGCAUUUAUGGAUCUUGAUUCUCACGUGCUGAAGGAGGCAGAGUCAUGGAACUCCCUUUGUGACCUGCUUGUUAGCACCCAUGCUUCAGUUUUUCUUCCCUUAACUUGGUGGCUGCUUAAUUGCCUUUCUGCUUUGCUGGUGUCCUGUGCUAACCUUUUCUUUCUGGUGCCUUCCCUGGUGUCUUUUCCUCUAUUUCUCUCUCCUUAGGGUUUCACUUGGAAGGGCUAGAAGUAUGACUAAUGAAAUGAAAUUAGACAAAACGCUUAACUCAGGAAAUAUAUUUUGAUUAUUCUAAGGGAAAGUCUGUCAAGGGAAGUCGUAGAAGUUUCAUUGCUCAAUUUAUUUAAUGCUGGACUGGGUAAAAUAAAAAAAUAAAUAUUAGGAAAAUAGUGUGGUCCUUGUAAGCGAUAUGGCUUAAUACAUCUUUUGUAUUUCAGACUUGUUUGUUAUCAACCCCAAAACUGAAAAGGAUGUUAAUUGGUGGUUUACACUAAACUGUCCAGCAACUCAAUAGCUGGACAACAGCUGACAUUUUAAACAUUAUAAGCAUUGAGUUAAAAACUCAUGGAAACGAAUUGGUAAGUUCACAUUCCCAAACCUGUCAUUGCAGUCUCUCCCUCUCUGUAGAUACAGAAAGAGAAUGCCAUACCACUUCAUAAUCAGAAACACACUUUUGUAAUCAUAAAGGUUAGAAUAAUUUUAAAGCUGAAAGCUAAAAUUGUGCAAAUGAGUAAAAUAUGACAGUUGAAAGCUGCCUCAUAUCACUGAGUGGGAAAUUGCACCCUCAGUGAAAAAGUUGAAUUAGAUUAUGUUUAAUGCAUACUGAAUUGAAUUCCAUAGCAGAUGUUAAGUACUAAUCAAACAAAACUCAUCAACUUUUAAAUUAUUCCAAGAAUUAUAUUUACAUGAUAUACUAUGCUUUUGUCUUCAGGCUCUGGUUAAGUAAAGCCUUCCUCUUCAGGAGAGAAGUAAAGCAUAUGCUCUUGUGCUUUUCUGGACAGAGAUGGAUUUCACCACAUGCUUAAGUGCAUUCCUGAGUCAGGGCCUUAAAGAGAACCAGUAUUAAAAACCUGCUUCUGGUAAUUGUGUCACAGUCAUAUAUUCCCCAUGGCAAACUUUUAUUAAUUCUAUCACUGACAUGAAACCAUGGAAAAACAUCUUCUGACAGAUGAGAUCAAAUAUUACACUUCUUUUUAAAUUCAAAAUAAAAUUUGAAGUGACAAAAGCAUGUUACAGGGACAGUGAAUAUUUCGGCAUUUCCAGGUCACCUUUAAGAGCACGGUGUGUUGCUCCUUUCAUGGUAAAUAGGAGACAGGGCACAUCUGUAAAGAGUAUAAAAGGGAUUUUUUAUUUCGGGGUCUUGUUCUCUCCGGCUUUCUAGAUACCUCACUGACUAGACACAGCCUUGUGCUACCACACAAAAUCUCUCAAGUCUCAGCCUUAGACUAAGGAGGGGAAUUAUAAGUAUGCUUGGAGGCAGCACAGAGUUGUUGAUCUUGCAUAAAGCUGAGGCACUCCAAUCUUCAGCCUCAGGUAAGAGGUACAAAGAGCUUCUCAGUAUUCCUCCUCUGGGAUUUUAUAUUUGUUUCACUCCCCUUUCAGAGUUGUUGCCUUCUUUUUAUUUUCCUUCUGCACUGCUCUGCUCUUCCCUUGCCUCCCUGACCAAGGGGUGGGAUCUAGGGCCAUCCAGUCCACGGUACUUGAAGCUAGCACUUAUCAAUGACUGCUGGCGGGUGCACCUGGCUCAGCCAUGAGAACUCAGGCAAAGCAAUCUGGUAAAGGGAGGUGGCUCAGAAAGCCCCAUCCUGCCUCAAGGAAUCGUAGAAAAUGAAGGUGGGAAGGGACCUGAGGAGGUGUAGUCCAACCCUCUGCUUAAAGCAGGACCAUCCCCAAAUAUUAUCAUCCCAGACAAGGCUUUGUCUACCCAGGUCUUAAAAACCUCCAUACCUCCAGGUAGUUGAAGAAUGCUAUUAAAUCCCCUCUUAGUUUUCUCUUCUCCAGACUAAAUAAGCCCAGUUCUCUCAGCCUUUCCUCAGAAGUCAUGUGCCCCAGCAUCCUAACCAUUUUCAUUGCCGUGUACUGGACUGUCUCCCAUUUGUCCACAGCCUUUCUGGACACAGUACUUCAGAUAUGGCAUUAGCAGUGCUGAAUAGAGGGGAAUAAUCACUUCCCUCAAUCUGCUGGUAACACUCCUACCAGUGCAGCCUGGUAUGCUGUUAGUCUUCUUGGCAACAAGGGCACACUGCUGGCUCAUAUUCAGCCUAUUGUCCACUGUAACCCCCAGGUCCUUUUCUGUAGAGCUGCUGCCCAGCCAGUCAGCACCCAGCCUGUACUGGUGCAUGGGAUUGUUCCAUCCUAAGUGCAGGACUUUGCACUUGUUCUUACUGAACUUCAUGAGAUUUCUUUUGGUCCACUCCUUCAAUGUGUUGAGGUCUCCCCCUAGCUUGGUGCCAUCUGCAAACUUGUUGAGGGUGCACUCCAUUCCAUCUUCCAGGUCGCUGAUGAAGAUAUUAAACAAAACCAGCUCCAGGACUGACCCCCUGUGGCACUUCACUUAAUACCAUCUGACAACUGGGCAUCAUUGGCUAAUACCCUUUGACCCUGAUGAUCCAGCCAGUUUUCUAUCCACCUUGCUGUCCUUUCAUCUAACCCAUACUUCCUUAGCUUGUUGGCAAGAAUAUUGUAGGAGACCAUAUGAAAAGCAAAGUAUAUAAUGUUCACUGCUUUCCUUUCAUCCACAGAGCCAGUCAUCUUGUCACAGAAGGCAAUCAGGUUGGUCAGGAAUAAAUUGCCCUUGGUGAAUCCAUGCUGGCUGUUCCUAAUCACCUUCUCCUUUGCCAAAUGCUUAGAAAAAGGACCUGUUCCAUGAUAGAAAUAGAUUCCUUGAGGACCUGCUCCAUCUAACACUGGCUUUCCCCAAGCUUUCUCCUCUGUAUACCACUACUUUUCAACCCAGGUCCACUAUUUAUGUUCUUCUAGAUGGAUAUACUUAUCCGAGGGGCAGUGUUCACACUUGCAUCUGUCUUUUUGUCUUUCAUUAGUCUUCCCUGAUGUCACCUUCUCCAUGGAUUUGGACCUUCUUUUGCUAGUUUCUUUGCAAAAGCAUAAAUGUAGAAGGAAAGUUGACUCCGCCGCUCAGGAAAGUAGCCAAAAAAAAAGCCAGAGAAGACUAAAACCCACAAUAAGAUCAUGCUCUCACCUUUUUCACUUCCUUUUACUGAGGAUGGUGACCUUUCUUUCCCCCUCUCAAUUGUUAUUUUUCUGAUUUGGACUGUUCUGCUGCUAGACUAUUCCAUUAAAAUAACAAUAAAAAAUAAUUACCAAUGUCCUUAUGACUUUGCAUAUUAAAACCAGAAUAGAUCAGGCUGUGUUGAUAGGUUUACCAAUUCCAGAGACCCAAGAAAGCAAUGGCAUCUCCUUUAAGGGAUAAAAUGUAGUAACUGUGUUUCAUAAAUACUUUAUAAAAUACAAAAGACAACGGCGUGUUUCUUUCUUUUAAGCUGCCUCCAUAGUUAAAUUGAUUAAGAAGACUGUCAUUUCUUUAGGGGGAACCACAGCUCCUAAAGAUCCAGCUAACAGAUGUUUUGGUUAUCACUUGGAAAACACUAUGAGACAUCUUUAACAUCCUUGAUGUGAUCAGUAUUGAUAGCUUUGCCCUUUUCUCCUCUCCAUUAGCUAUCACUGUACACUACUCAGAAUUUAAUCCAAAUGUCUUCUGUGGGUGUCUUCUUUUACCAUGACUCUCAGCCUAACUGCUGGCAGCUCUCUCUUGGGACACUUUACUUCACUGGUUAAAUUUUUUCUUGAUAAAGUUGUCCUCAGCCUUCCUUGUUUCUUUGUCCAGGUCAGCUUCACUUUUCACCUUAAGAAGCACAUGGCAUUGCUUGUCUUGUGACCCCGUUCUAUUGUCUGUUUAUCUUGGGUUUCUAUAUGGCUUUUGUUACCGUAAUAUGAGAUACUCUGAGUCUUUGCUGAAAUUCUUAGAAUACGCAUGUGAGGAAGGAAAAUUCAGUUACAGAUACAGAGCUUAAGCACAGAGAGGCUCAUAGCUGGAUUUUGAAAGAAGUUUCACUUAUGUAGACAUGGGCUGCUUGCAGAUGUUAAAACAAAACAUUUGGAAGAAGCACUGUGUUAGUUUGACUUGGCUCUGCAAUGCCUAUAUAGAUCGUGGGCUUCAGCGGGGCUUUUUGGCACUUUUAUCUAACAGCUGAUUCAGUCAGCUGUUAAAGUGCCAAAAAAGCCCCACUAAAGUGCCCAGUCUAUACAGAUAUUGAGUGAGCCGGGUCCCAAUAACGUGUUGUGUCUUUUGGGCCUGAGCUGAGCUCAGCGUGGGAACACGCUGAGUUUAAAGUAAAGCGCCAUUUUGUUUUGUUUUGUUUUUUUAACAUCUGCAAGCAGCUAUGGAUAUUAGUGCAAUGCCUAGCUCCAUUAAAAUCAAUGGGACUUAAGUACCUAAAUACCUUUAAGAAAUCUGGGCUUCCAUGGCAUGUGUCAUGUCACACAGGAAGUCUGUGGCAGAGCAGAAACUUGUGCUGUCACACAGGAAGCAGAACAGAAACUUUAGCCCAGUUCUCUUACACUGAUGGUUUAAUCAAUGGAUCAUCCUCAUUCAGUUGGGCUCUUUGUGAUCUCUUACCAUUCUGGUUAGCUUAGAAGAAAGCCAUAAUCUGGAAUCAUCAAAGCCAUUACCUGACUUUUAGUAUACAUGUUCUAGGGGUGUGCAAAGUGGGCUCUGUUCGACUUGGAUUCGGCCGAAAUUGGGGACAGUGAUUCAAUUCGUUAAUUUGGAUCGCCGUCCCUGAUUUGAUUCGGCCAAAUCCAAAUCUGAAAAUUCAGUGCUGAUUUGGAGAAUCGACGACUUGGUCAUAGACACAGACACAGCUCUAAAUGUUUUUUUCUACAUAUAGUAAAAGCCGUGUUAGCUGGCAUGCUCUAUUAACCGGCAUGCUGGGUUGUAAGGUAAAAGUGAAACCGGAAGUGCCCACUGUGGCACUUCCAGUUUCACUGAGCCCCCAUGGCUCGGGGCAAAGCAGCCUGCGCUGCCGAGCCCCAACAACAACAGUUCUUUUUCCCUUUUCUCUUCCCGCCACCCUGUCCCUCGCAGUGGGCGGGGCAGCGGUGCACCAGACAUGGCAGGAGAAGCGGCCUCUCAGGUUACCGGCAUAUUUUUGUUAUCCAGCACCCCUGAUUCCCCAUGGGUGCUGGAUAACAAAGCUUUUGCUGUACCUUGAGGUACCAGCGUGGCUCGUGAACGCUGCGAUGCUGAGGUGGAUGAAGCGACCCACAGGAGUGUGGGGGGGCCCCCCCACACGCUCGGCGGUGAACUUGGCAGUCGAUCGGAAGUACUUCUGGUCCACUUCUGGGUCUGCGGGGGGCACGCAGGGGCCCCACCCCCAGCUCAGUGAUCGGUUGUGGGGGAACCCUGGGUGCCCCUCCCCCCAGACCCAGGAGGCACCAGUCACCAAGCCGGGGAAGGCGGGGAGGCCCCCUGUGUGCUCUCUCGUGGACCCGGAAGUGGACCAGAAGUGCUUCUGGUCCAUUUCUGGGUCUGCUGCCGAGCAUGCUGGCGACCCCCCCAUGCUCCUCUGGGACACUUAAUCCGCCCCAGCAUCACAGCAUUCACGAGCUGCCUGCCACCUAGAGGUAUGUUGAAAAAAAAUGUAAAGCUGUAUCUGUGUCCAAAUUGCCAAAUCUUUCCGAAUCUCUCUGAAUCGAUUCGGAAAGAUUAAAGGGUCCUCUGAUUUGAUUCAGAUUUGGCCACCGAAUUGGGCUGAAUCUCUGCCGAAUCAAAUCGGGGACCAAAGCUUCACACAUCCCUAACGUGUACAUCAGGCAUUAUGAGGUAGAUCUCUUUAGCUCCCUUGUGCUAAUGCAGCCUUUGGUUGCAGGUAAAUAGGGAUAUGUAGAACUUCCCACUCCACACUUUGGUCUUUGACUCUGGUUAGCAAUUCCACUGUGAAAAUGAUUUUCUCUAGAAUUGGUUGGUUCCCCCCCCCCGUAACGUCCACAAUUUAGAUUAAUUCAGUCUACCUGAGAAUGUGACAAAUUUGUUCAGUCUGUGAACAGACAUUUGCAAAUGCAUGUAUCCACCAAUUUGCAUUCCUUCUUAUUUGAUGUCCUUUGUCUUGCAUAAGUGUCCGGGAAACUGCUUUUGGUGCCAUGUUUCUAGACGUGCCCUUUUCUGUCCUUUGCAAGUUCAACAGCAGAAUUUUUAUGGAGCAGUUUUCUUGGCUUCUCAGUGUGGACCCUCAUAGUAAUUUGGAAUGUAUAUUGAUACUCUUGGUCCUACAGUGAGUCCAAUUUACAAGUAGAAUGAUAUGGUAUCAUUAAUCCAACUGAACUCAUGAACUUCAGUGUGAAUUUUAUUUUCUGAUGGAGGAAAACUACAUAGUGUAUAAUAUGUUCUCUAAUCUCUACUGUAUUAUGACUGUGUCUCUGGGAAUAUAUGUCUGUGUAUGUAUGUAGGGUUUUUAAAAAUAAUUUUUUGCUUUUUAUUGUUUAAAUUGGCUGAUAUUUCAUGGUCUGGGUAUAAAAUUUGCCUUCAUUUUCAGUUGAAAAGUCCUUUUAUGAAGACACCUUCCUGCAAACACUUAUGCAUGUGCUUAAUUGCAUGACAGCGAUUAGUCGCAUUGAAAUCAAUGGUACUACCCGCAGUAGUAAAAUCAAGCACAUCAAAAGUGUUGGUCAGGACCAAGAUCUAAAUUAAUUCCAAUCAUAUCCUUGCUUCACUGCCAGUCAUCGGGUCCACUAAACGUUUUGUUCUUGAAAUCAAUCCUGUCAAAGAAAGUUAUUUCCUUAUUCACAUUAUUCACAUAGCACUGAAUUAUGAUAUCAGCAAUUCAUUUGUUAAAACAAUAAUUUAUUCAAAAACAAAUUAACUUAUUUUACAAGUGAAACAAGCAGUGAUGGGUACAAGUGAUGUUUGGUACAGAAACUACCUAUUUAAAAUGAUAUAUUUAGCAAUUUGUGUAUUUUUCAAUCCUGACACUGAGAACGCUUUAUUCCUAUAGGUCAACAAUAUUAACAAUCUUGUACGUGAAAGAGCAUGAAUAGAAAUGCAUAUGAUAAGUGUAUAGCGUAUUAGAAGAAGUUGUAGGAGACACAGGUUUUCUCUUUUGACAUUGAGUAUUUAUGAUAAAGUAGCUACCAUUAAAAGUGCUUACUUUUAUUACAUUCUGGUAUGUAAGAUACCACAGCGAUAACUAUGGCUCUAUUUGUUAGGAAGUUGACCUUUUUAUGGCAAUCACUCUAAUUGAUAGCACUGUAUUUUAAUGGUAUGUGUAGAGGGUUAAUUAAAACUGAUUUAAUGCUUUAUUUUAAUGAGUGGGGUAUAGCUAUUUUUCCUGUGUUACUAAUAGUUGAAGUCACAGUCCAGCAAUAUUUUACUGAAAUGGGCUAUUAAAGUUGUCACCAACGCAUGCUGUUUUUUGACAAAGUAAGAGAUAACUUCUUGCAUCAUCUAGUUUGCUGUUUCACAAUACAGCCUUACACUGCAAAACAAGGAUUUAUGUACAUACAGAUAAAGCCUGUGUUAGCAUUUCAAACACUGCUCUGAUAGUUCAGAAAGUUAGGUUUAACCAUUAAGAAGAAAAGUAGUUCCAAACGGGGAAAAAAAAGAAAAUGAAUAUGUAUAAACUGUCAUGGAAACUUUACCUUUGUGCUCUGAGUUUAACAUGAUACUUACUAAAUGUGGUAAACAGUGAGAUAAGCAAAAGAUUAAGAUCUUAAUAACUAAAAUCUUCAAGGGACCUGGGUAAAUAUAACAUUACAGCAGUUCAUCUAAAGCUAGCAAUAAGCGUUUCAGAUGUAAAGAAGUAGGAUAAUCUACAUAAUGGCAAAAUGGACAUAUAUUGAUUAGGAUAAUGAUUUAGGAUCUACUACCAAAAACUUCCUCUUGCAUUUGUGUCUAGCUGUAGCAAAUAAAAUACACUGGCUACUAGACUUGGUUUCUGGAAGAGUGUUAUAUCAUAAAUGAGACAGUGAUGCCUCCUAGAACACAGUGAUCAUCUCUGUACUGUAAGGUGGCAUUCAUCCUGAAGGAUUUCGGCAUAAGCCUUUCCAAUCAAUAUUUGAUUUCAAAGAUGGAUACAAGUUUUCUAGAUGGACAGUAAUUUCAGAGUUUAUUGUUAGUCUCUAAAAUCCAUUAGAAUAGCAGGGAAUCAAGCAAACACUGCUGGAUUUUCAAAAAAAGUGUCUAUUUUUGUAAUCCUAAACACUUGUAGCUGCACAGUUUGACAUGUUUGACAGUUGUAAUUAAAUAUUAAUGCAUUGGGGCAUAAGCUUAUCAUAUGACAAGCUCAGAAAGAGUGUGUUUUAUACCCAUCUUAGGCAUGGCAUGAGCUAGCCAGAUUAUUUGAUAUUGCUACUAGAAGCACAAUAUUUAAAGACCUUAAAUGAAUUUGCUAAUGUCUGUUUGUUGAGAAGCGUACAUCAUAGACCAACAUUUCAAACACUGAUGCAGUGAAGCAUCCGUAAAAAGUAUGUAUAUAUACUACAUAGAUAAAAACGUGCCAGAUGUGCAGUAGCCUAGUUUUUGUGCAUAUUUCAAACAAAACAAAACAAUUAAACGACAAAGGAACACUUUACUUCUACUACUUUUUCCAAUAUCUCUUUAUUUUCCUGAUGUAAAUUAAUGCUGUAGACAAGUCUAAUCAACCUUUAAUGAGUGAAAUAAAAAAAUAAGUGUUUUCCCUUG